AGUUAACCGACGUAACUCCUCACAGAUCGAUGGUGUGUUUAUGUUACAGGGACUACUGAUAGUUUUGUCUACUUUUAAACACUAGAUAAGUACACAUACAAAGCCAUGGACUAAAUUUAGCAGGAUACCUGUGUUCAAAUUCAUCACACAAACAAAUUAUUUUUAUCACAAAGGUGACAAAGUGAGGCUGAGAACUUUUUGUUGACAACUGCAUUUUUCGCCUGAUGUUUGCUCAGCGAUGAUCGGCACUUUUGUGGAGCGCGGCGAUCCCCAACAUCUGUCAUCCCCGGGGGUAGGAUACGGGCACCCCGAGGGUAGCGCCAUGGUGCAAAAUCAACAGUAUGGUUACUAUAACGGUCAAACUAGUGGGUACGGUGUGCCAUAUAGCAAUGUUGGAAAUCUAAACUCCAGGGAAUUAUUUCUACGGCGGACGGCGGAGUUUGGACUUUCUGGAAGUGAUGUGUCAACUAACGUGAGUUCCCGUCCAGGGAUGUUGUUUCCUCCGCCGUCCAGUGGUUUUCACUCACAACAUCAUCAGGAUGUCAGUCCGCACGUCCUUCUGCAGGGACUACAUGAUGUCACAUCAUAUCAUAACCCCAGACAGCACAUGCACGGACAACCCGGCUACUACAUGUCGGGACAUAGUCCGGAAUACAUUUCCAGAAAUGAUCAAAUGGGACUAAAUCCGGCCUCAAGACCGGAACAGUACACUCACGAGAACCCCUUUAUGAACCCUAUCAAUAUGUUACAGAACGGAACUGGUCCCUUUUUCAGAUACAUGCGACCCCCAAUAAAACAAGAACGCACGUGCAUGUGGAUUGAUCCGGAUCAGCCGGAACCAAAGAAACCUUGUAAUAAAGUGUUUUUUACCAUGCACGAGAUCGUUAAUCACAUUACGAUUGAUCAUGUUGGUGGGCCGGAGCAGGCCAAUCAUACCUGUUUUUGGCAGGAGUGUCCGAGAGAGGGAAAGCCCUUCAAGGCCAAGUACAAACUUGUAAACCAUAUCCGUGUCCAUACCGGAGAGAAACCCUUCCCCUGUCCAUUCCCGGGAUGUGGAAAAGUGUUUGCCCGCAGUGAGAAUCUCAAGAUCCACAAACGGAUACACACGGGAGAGAAGCCCUUCAAGUGUGAUUUUGAAGGAUGUGACCGGAGAUUCGCGAACAGUUCCGACCGGAAGAAGCAUAGUCACGUGCACACUAGUGAUAAGCCUUACAAUUGCAGAGUGAGAGGUUGUGACAAAAGUUAUACCCACCCAAGCUCCUUACGUAAGCACAUGAAAAUCCACGGGGACAUCUCCCCCGAUAUGGAGAAAUCGGACUCGGAGGAUCACUCAGAGAGCAGUGAAUCAAUGUCAAGGACCACGCCCUCAAAUGACGUCACGAUGCAUUCGCACCAAUCACCGCCUUCAGGAGAAAGUGUUACUGACACGAAACCCAUUUUGACGUCACCUGUGACGUCACACAUUGAUCAGAAUAAUGGAAUUCCCGUACCGGAAGUGCCUAAAUUAAAUGACUGGUUUGUUUGCCACCCACGAACAAUGACUUCCGCCCCUUCUAAAGAACAUACUUCAUUCCCUUCUAUAGCACCUUUAUCGUCAUUUCACCCGAUGCCCAUCAUGCAAUAUUCGUAACAGGAAGUGACGUAAUGUGUUUUAUUGUGCACCUGUUACAAAGAUCUGAAGAAAACGUGUCGUUCAUUGUUUCAAAGUCGUGAAAGUUAUGGAUAGUCUUCAUUGUGAAGGUUGUAAGAUGUAGUAUAUACAUUAACUGCAGAUUUCGUAUAAAUAUGUUAUAUAUAGACAUUCAUAUAUUAUAUAAAAAUAUUAAAAUAUCAAUGUUUUAAAUGUAAA
Molecule: messenger RNA, 1849 nt
Organism: Pecten maximus
Lineage: Eukaryota; Metazoa; Mollusca; Bivalvia; Pectinida; Pectinidae
Product: zinc finger protein ZIC 4-like
Biological process (GO): central nervous system development; regulation of transcription by RNA polymerase II
Cellular component (GO): nucleus
Molecular function (GO): DNA-binding transcription factor activity, RNA polymerase II-specific; RNA polymerase II cis-regulatory region sequence-specific DNA binding
Source: RefSeq, a predicted model, not a curated record